Messenger RNA from Larimichthys crocea (large yellow croaker), 2940 nucleotides. It is a transcript of the gene dnai3, whose product is annotated as dynein axonemal intermediate chain 3. Gene Ontology annotation, biological process: inner dynein arm assembly; cilium movement involved in cell motility. The coding region runs from base 65 to 2641 and encodes 858 amino acids. Gene Ontology annotation, cellular component: inner dynein arm. The transcript has 23 exons. The record is from RefSeq and is a predicted model, not a curated record. Gene Ontology annotation, molecular function: dynein heavy chain binding; dynein light chain binding. Lineage: Eukaryota; Metazoa; Chordata; Actinopteri; Sciaenidae.
AAACAGUCCCACACCGCGCGCUGCUUCAGGCUAAAAACGUUGUUGCUAAAACUGCCGAGCAAAGAUGCCUGUUAAGAAAAGGAGCGCAGCCAGCAGUGCGAGCAGUAAGGGCAAAGGUAAAGCAUCACCUGCACACGAGGACACACCUGGUCAUCCUGAUGAUAUCUUCCCCAUGGUCCUGACAUCAGCCACCCAGGAGCUCUUUGGCUGCCUGGCUGACGAGGACGUCACGGGAGAGAACCCUUACAAGCUGCUGAAAAAAGACGACAUCAUACAGGACAUUAAGACAAGAGCGGCCGUGUCCGAUUUCAGCCCUGUGAAGCAGAUUGUGCUGGACUACCCAGAGGACGAACUCCUGCUGGUGUUUGACAGUGACUUCGUCUACGGUCAGUGCUUCUACCUGGUUGUGACACCAGAAGCUAAGGACAGAAUCCUCAACCCCCCAGUGCUCGAGACGGAAGAAGUGUUUGAGAUUGAAGUCAAUAAAACCCCAGAACCGCAGCCAUGGAUACCCCAAGGCAGCGAGCGGGAAGUAGAUGAAGAAGCAGACAGAGAGACCAGAGAAAGGCUGUGGUACAAGUUCUCCAGAGUACGGAGGAAUUUCGGGUCGCCGGUCUGUUUUUCCGACCGCAACACUGCAGACGCUAAGGACGGCUACCUAGAGUGCGCUUCCUAUCAAGACAGCAGAUUCAGCAUCAAGCAGAUGCAGAGGGACUGCGGGAUGCAGGCUGUUCCCAGGCUGCAGAGCAGCGGCGCUCAAACACAAUGGAAGUUUCAGAGGAAUAUCUUCACCCAGUACAUGCCGAGACAGUUGAGUGAUGAAGAGAAAGAGAACGUCCUGCAGUCUGACAGUCUGAAGAAGUUUUGCACCUCAGUGACCCCCAGGAUUCUGCACGCCCUCCAGCAGGUCCAGAUCGCUAACGUGUUCGUUGAUAGCUGGAGAGCUCUGGGUGCCGGGGCUGAGGAUGGUGACUGGGCCGGGAAGGUUUACGAAGAUUUGGCACUUUAUCAGGCCUUCACGGACCAGAAGUACAUGAACAACAGGAAAAUCAGCACCGUCAACUGGCAUCCUACCAUCUACGGCGUGAUAGCUGUGGCGCUGAUGAAGGAAAAGGAGGAGCGGGAGCGGGAGUCUACACCUUCUUUCAUUCUCUUCUACAGCUUCUCCGACCCCUCCAAUUCCCAGUUGCUGCUGGAGUGCCCAGAUGACAUUUGUGCCUUUGAGUUCUGCCCCUCCGAUCCAAAUAUUAUCGUUGGCGGCUGCAUAAAUGGCCAGGUUGUGUUGUGGGACAUUUCUGCUCACGUCACACACUUGCAGGGAACAGAGCCCAGAAGUAAAAAGGUCUCCAUCGACACUGACACAUACGACCUCGACGACAACAAAGAGAAGACUCCUACCGUGCACUACUGUGCAUUGUCUGCCGCGGAGAGCAGCCACAAAGCCCCAAUUACCGAUAUCCAGUGGCUGCCACCAACAUUUGAGGUGACCAGGACGGGCUCACCGGUGGAAAACAAGUAUAAGAUCUCUGUUCAGUUCGUCACCUGCUCCCCUGACGGCUUGAUAAUGUUCUGGGAUCUGCGAGUGCAAAAAGCGACGAGGCAGCCAGUGAUAGACACGAAGCAGACGACGACGCCACGCAGUGACGCCUUCAAACACCUGGAUCGCAUGUGGAAACCUCUGUUCAGGGUUUCUCUGCCAAGGAUCAAUACGAGUGGAGAGUACCUUCCUCUGAAGUUCAGCCUGGAACACUACACCUGCAGCAGUAAUGAAACAGCAGAAGAUGACGAUGAAAACAAUGAUAGCUCGGAGGUCCCAGACUACAGCCAGCUCAGACUGCCCUCGGCAAAAACACUCACAACUCUGGAGGAUGCCAAUACCAAGCUCUAUAUCGGAACAGAGGACGGGGAGAUUGUUUACGCUGACUGGAAGCCGGUGAGGGAUGAAUCUGGACGGCAGCACAGUGGCAAGCCCCUUCACUGUUACAGGGUCCAUGACGGGAUGGUGAAUACAGUGCAGCGGUCGCCCUUCUUCAAAGACAUUAUUUUGACAAUGGGUUCCUUUAACUUCGCCAUCUGGAAGGAGGGAGUCAUGGAAGACCACAUCAUCCAGUCGCCGAGCUCUGAGCAGAUCUGCACUGCGGCGUGCUGGUCCUUGUCCCAGCCAGCUGUUUUCUUCAUUGGGAAAAAGGAUGGCAGCAUUGAGGUGUGGAACCUGCUGGAAAAAACCAGCGGACCUGCACAGGUCCAGGCACACGUCACCGAUGCCAAGAUCACCUGCAUCAAACCCUGGACCGCCUCCUCUAAGCAGCACUUCCUGGCUGUGACUGAUGACCAAGGAUUAGUCCGUGUAUUAGAAAUCCCAAAGACACUCUACAGUCCCUCCAGGAGUAAGGGUUCGAGUGUGAAGAAAUAUUUUCAGCUGGAGGAAGACAGGUUGCACUUCUUUUUGGAAAAAGUGGAAGAGUGGGAGAAACUGAAGAAGGGAGCUGAAGAAGCCAAGAAGAGGACGGAGCCUGAAAAGUCCCCAAAAGAGACGGACCAGCCGACCAUGCAGGAAUGGAAAGAUCACCAGAUGCUGGAGGAAAGCGUCCUGAAGGAGCACAGACUGUGGACACCUACCGCCAACACACAAGAUACCUGACAUCACACACGUACACAGAUUUAUAUAUGAGACAUGGGAAGGGUCGUUGCUGUCUGUCAUAACUAUGUAUGUAUUAUAAUCUACUCUUUAUACCACUUUGAUAGAAAGUUUGUAACAGUUUUGUAAAGUCAUUCUGCUGAAACAUUCCGAUUCUUGUUUGGGGCUUCUGCAGAUCUAGUUACUGAGUAAUCCAUCCAUUAGCAACUCGAGGGUCUGACCUUGGCAGGAAGUCUUUCUUUCACUUUUUAUUUGUUAUUGUUCAAAGCUCAUCUGUUAUAUAAAUCAUUUUUUAUGGCUCA